AUGGACAAGAACGCAGUGGCAGCUGGUGAUGACAUGGAUGCUGGCUUGUUGGAGAGGAGGCUGCGGGAAACCGCGGAUCAUGUGCGCUCGCGCAUCGGGCGCAUGUCCAUCCCGCAGACGAGCCACUUGGACUGUCAUGCCUUGCUUGCAGAGGCACACAUGCAGUACACGCGCAGCCACCAAACAACCCCACAGUAUGCUGUCACCAGUGACCUGCUCUCAAGGCUCAACAAGUUUGCCCUGGAAGCCGCAAACAGCAACAGCGCCCGCGAUGACCCACAGCAGCUCGCAUCUGCAGUCUCUGGCAUCCUCACAUCGAAAAGGUUCCAGGCCUUCAAGAUGGCGUACCUGCGAAACCUGAAGCUCGCCUCGGAGACCCUGGUUGCAUCUGCGGAGGAACAAGUUGCGAAUGGGGCGGGCAUGGAGGGACUGCCACCAGAACCCAUGUCGCAACUCGACGCCUUUAUCCACCAAAUGGAGAUGGACUCGUCUGGGUGGGGCCUGCUGCCACGGCCACGGGAGCUGCGUCGAAUCAUUAUAGCCGUCACAUCGCCGCAGCUGUCGAUGGAGGAGCGAGCAGCGGCACUGCACCACCUCUGGUCGUCCAGCUUUGAGGAGAUCACGGCGCUCGCAGAGUGGCCCGUCAUGCAGCAGUCCAUAGUGGCGAUGCUGGCAUCGUCGAGUGCGGCGGCAGCGGCAACAGCACGGCAGUUUGUUGUCCACGCCGUGACCCCGUCCAACGUGCUCAGUUACACCGAGGCCUUCACCAUCUACGCGCGCACCAUCGCAACGUGCCGGGAGCAGGGCCAGCACCGGCACCAGCAGCAGUUUGAGGACGCGCACGUCAUGCUCCAGAUUCUCUCCACCCUGCCAAGGGUGUGGCUGCGGUACUCACAGGCAACAGUGAACGACUUGGCAGAUCAGCUCACGCCGCUGCUGGCAAUCGAUGAGGGAAACAUGCACGCCUCGUUUCUAGGCAUCUUGGCGCACUUUGACCCCCACGCCCGCUGGUUUGUUAGGUGGACGAGCACGACCAUUGGACGAACGGCGUUUGUGUCCGCAUUUCGCCAUCAUCCGCACGUGCUGCAGUCCAUGAUUGCAUCACUGCAUGUGCUCGUCUACAGACCGCACAGCCACCGCCACCCGCACCUCCUCCUCGCUCUCAUAGGUGUCAUCAGCCAGCUGUGUCUCUCAAAGCCGGGGCGCGCUCUGUUUCCGAUUGUCGCAAGACACCCCCGCACCAUCAAUGACAAUGAUGCUAGCAAAGGUGGCGGUGGUGGUGGCAAAUUUGAUGAUGGUGAUGACGGCAGCACACAUCACUGGUCUCCGUUCAAGUUGUCAGAUGCGCUUGAGCUGUUGGCGCGAGUCACUGCUGCAAACCCAAUGCAGAUGCCAGCAGUCAAGGCAGCAAACAGCACACCAACAUCAACCAAACCCACCACGAAUCCAUCAGUACCACCACCACCACCACCAUCAUCAUCGCCAUCAUCAUCAUCAUCAUCGUCAUCACCAUCGUCAUCAUCAACACCAACAACUUCUUCGCCAGCAGGGUGUGCGCGCGCAUGGCGGCUGAUGUCUCGUCGCGCCCACGCAACACUGGCAACACUCGCGUCUGCGCACCUCGACACACAGCUGUGUUUGUUGUCGUCAAAUGCACUGCGCAUUGUUGUACAGCCCAUCGUCGCGUGUGCACGUGCUGGUGCUGUUGACGGUGAGAGCGCUGGCGUUGUUGUUGGUGCGUUGGAUGUGGUUGCCAAGUGCUGCAUGACAGAGCAAGGGCGAGCAUACAUGCUCGCCCUGUCACUGGACACCGAUACUGCAACAGCAACACACGAGACACCAUCGUCAACAACAGCAGCAGUGCAGUCACACAAUCACGCGACCACCGCGACCACCGCGACCACCGCGACGUUGACGUUGGUGCUGGCAGCACUCGCGCGAUCGUUCGUGGCGAGCUUGCACCACCAGCAGGAACCAUGGUUCACGCGUGGAUUGGAGCUGGCUUUGCUUGCGCUUCGUCGACUCACUGCAUUCCAGCAACACGACGUGUGGGGGCGUGUUAGCUGGCACAUGCUUGCAUCACUCAACGCGUGCGGGUCGACGGUGUCAGACAUCAUUUUGGAUGCCAUUCUCAACUACGCUCUCACACCCGUUGGCGCGCAAGCCCUGAUGCAAUGCAAGCACGUGAGCACAUGUUUGCAACGUCUGCUGGUGAAAUUCUCCAGCAACAAACAGUUGAGUACGCUGGAGCGAUUUGGGUAUGGCAGCGUGUUGGUUGAGAUUUCAACAUCAGCGCACGGAUUUCAGCUCAUCCAGUCUGCCGGAUUUGUGGACCGCCUCGUCACGGAUUUCGCGUCCAACUGCGACUCGUCCAGCGAUAUUCCGCUUCCUCCGUUCUCCCCGGACAAUACCCACGCCCGUGACAAGGCCGUUGCUUAUGUUAUCAAGGUGUUGACAAUGCCUGCCGCCGUGCGACAGCAGCUUGCCUGCAAACAACGCUGGCUCAUGGAACUGAUCACCAGUCCAGACCUCUGCUUGUCCCUCACGGGCUCGCAACACCAGGCGGAGUUAGAUUCGCUUCGAAUCAUUGCCGCCAUGCUGUCCAGUCUCUCUGUUCGCGUGCUGCUGACACACACGCACGCCAUCCUCACACGCGUACAAGAGCAUCAACAGCGCGACACAUCACCCCAUGGUGUCGUGUACUCUCCUCGCUCUCUCCUCCGCAAUCGCAUCCUGGUCUGGUGCCUGUGCGUGGGAGGACCAACGGAAAAAACAGUACCACCAUCACAGCUCCCCGCAAUCACAACAGCAGCAGCGCCAACAUCACCAUCACCACCAUCAUCACCACUACCCCCGGCAUCGUUGUUGUCGUCGUCCACGCUUCCCGAGUUGUUCGUUGACGGCAUCCCAUCGUGCUAUCUCUCCAAUCCAAUCGACCGCACACCCGUCUCCACGCCACCAGCGUUCGACGCCAUGCUUGCACAUGUGCGCAGCAGCACGGCAACACUGGGUGCGUUGCAGUCGUGCAUGUGGCAGCUGCUGCAGGAGUGCCGGUGUGGGGGCGGGCGGUGGAUUGCACAGAGACGUGAGGACGUGUCGCAUGUGCUGGAGCACGCAGUCGGCCUGAUCUGCUCCACGCACAACGAUGAUCGUGGCGGUGAUCGUGAGUGUGAUGACGGAGGUGGUGCUAAUGGUGAGGGAAACACGUCGACACAACAGCAGCAGAAGCAACAUCAACAGCAAAAUCAACACCAGCGAAAGCAGCCCGUUUGUCCAUGCACGUGUGCAAGUGCUGGUGAUGGUGGUGGUGGAGAGGAUGCGUGGGUGACGCUGAGCAUUGACUAUGGCAGACGGUGUGGAAUGGUGCCGGAUGACGAGGUGGAUGCGUACACAACUGCAUUGCUUGCAAGCAAGCACAUGCGCACAUGUGCACAGCACAGCCCGCACACGGACGCCAAGGCGUGCACAGAUGACGAAGCACUGCGCCAGCUGCGCAACCGAUACGAGACGGACGUGUGCAGCGACUGGUUUGUGUCCACGAUCAUGCUGCUCAGUGGGCCAGGAACAGGACCGCACCUGCUGCAACAGCUGUCACGUGCUCCGUGCUCACGUUACCUUUGGUUCCAUCCACAGUCCACCACGGCAUACAGCACUGCGCUGUCACAGCACAUCCAGCACGCGUGUGAGGUGUUUACACCGCAGGUUCACACCGCUCUUCGCUUGGCAGGGUUGAGUACGUCCCACGUGUGUUCGCUCUGGCUCGAGCAAGUUUUCUGGAAUUAUCUUGACUGGCAGGAGGUCGUGCUGUAUGUGCUUGCAAGCAUUGUGAUUGGCCCUUCGUUUGCCCUUGCCACGUGCGUGGCUGCACUCAAACACUUACAGGACAGCAUUCUUGUCCAGCCGCCAACGUAUCUCGAUGACAUGCUUCGGUUGAGUCAACUGGGUGGCUUCUCCUUCGCCGCCGCCACUCCGCUCAUCAAAUCGCUCCACGACACAUACGCAGCUGCGCUCAACUAACCAUCAUCAUCACCAUCAUCAUCAUCAUCAUCAUCAUCAUCAUCGCCAUCAUCACCACUCCUGCUGUCGUCGUCGCCAUAUCCACCGUUGUUGCUGUGCCCGCGCAUGUGCGCGCGUGCUUGCAUGCAAUAUGCAGUUACGAGAGGUGUCGCCUCAGAAUGUCGCCAGCCUUGUUCCACGCCUGCCGUGGUGGCGAUGACGGCAAUGCGAGGGGGAACAAGUCAUCGUACCAGUGCAUGCAAGUGUAUGAGCGUCGUGAUAACCAACUAUGUGCAAGAGUACAUGACGUCCGCUGGCGGGCAAUACACAAUCCAAAGUCCGGA
Molecule: messenger RNA, 4340 nt
Organism: Salpingoeca rosetta
Lineage: Eukaryota; Choanoflagellata; Craspedida; Salpingoecidae
Exons: 19
Coding region: 1-4017 (1338 amino acids)
Source: RefSeq, a predicted model, not a curated record